AUGGCAGACUGCGCGUGGUUGCACGGCGCCCUCGCCUCGGGCAAACACUCUGACUGUGUUGUGACUUGCGGUGUGGACGAGUACAGGCUCCACAAGGUCGUUCUCUGCUCCCAGUCAUCCUUUUUCGACAGGGCAUUCUCGGAAAAAGAAACGGGCCGUGUCGAGCUGCGUGAGGACUGCCCCCAGACGAUCAACGCCAUGAUUGAAUUUCUUUACACCGGGGACUAUGCGUCUGUUCCGUACCCCAACCGCAAGCUCCAGGGAGACUAUGCCGUCGACGUGUUUGGCUUCAGUCUUGAAGAAAACGACAUCGUCGGCCCGUACGAGGACAGGAUCGACAGUGUCCCAGAACUGCUCCAUCACACGCGAGUCUACGCCCUGGGCGUCUUUUACGACAUCGACCCGCUCUGCGUCACAGCUGCCUCGAAAUUUAGAGAGGCGUGUCGGAAUCAGCACUCAAGAGAUGACUUCCCGCCUGCUGCUUACGAGGCGUACACCACCACCGAGGAGGCACACCGGGGAAUACGCGACAUCGCCGUCGAUAUCAUCCUCGAAUACCGGUCACUUCUCGACAAGCCCGAACUGCAGACUGUAAUGCGGGAGACGGAGCUGGGUUUCGACAUUGUAAUGGCUGCACGCAGGGAGAACUUUCUCUGACACGGAGAAAUCGCAAAUUCUGGCAUGCGCGAGCAACGAAUACAGCGAGAGCUUGUGGGCGAUCUUCACGGUGUGAUAGCAUCUUUCUGGGUUUGUCUUGGUUCUUCCCAGGACCGAAUCACCAAUCAUGACCGAAGGUCUCGGC
Microdochium trichocladiopsis is the source of this 802-nucleotide messenger RNA. RefSeq lists its product as uncharacterized. Bases 1 to 657 code for a protein of 218 amino acids. Lineage: Eukaryota; Fungi; Ascomycota; Sordariomycetes; Xylariales; Microdochiaceae. The record is from RefSeq and is a predicted model, not a curated record. Gene Ontology annotation, molecular function: protein binding. The transcript has 4 exons.